Messenger RNA from Schizosaccharomyces japonicus yFS275, 4250 nucleotides. Its product is annotated as histone H3 methyltransferase Clr4. The coding region runs from base 545 to 2101 and encodes 518 amino acids. The transcript is spliced from 4 exons. The record is from RefSeq and is a predicted model, not a curated record. Gene Ontology annotation, molecular function: single-stranded RNA binding; nucleosome binding; histone methyltransferase activity. Gene Ontology annotation, cellular component: mating-type region heterochromatin; subtelomeric heterochromatin; pericentric heterochromatin. NCBI's taxonomy places the organism in Eukaryota, Fungi, Ascomycota, Schizosaccharomycetes, Schizosaccharomycetales, Schizosaccharomycetaceae. Gene Ontology annotation, biological process: epigenetic regulation of gene expression; co-transcriptional gene silencing by RNA interference machinery; siRNA-independent facultative heterochromatin formation.
CACAGACAUCAUCAGGACACAACUCUCGCACGCCAAAUUAAAACGCGCAACACGUAAACAAGCCUAUGCGAUGGGUUUCUAAGAAAUUGGCCUAAACAGCUUGCAAAUAUCCCUCCCUCUCUCUCUUAGAUACAUUUUCUGAGUCUUAUUGACUCCAUAAAAAGCAAGAACAGCCUCCUUAAAACCUCUGCAAUAGCGUGGCUAAUAGACGUGUAUACAAAAAAUAAAAACCAAACAGAGACCUUAAAAAUUGGGUUCUCUUUUGUUUUUUCAAACAAAUGAGCCAUACACUGUUCUAUGGCCCAACAACAUUCCACCGAUCAAUGUUGCGAUUGUUCACCAAGCCAAGGACUAUAUCAGCCUUGCUUCUGAUCUGCAGAAGAUCACUUGACUGGAACUCAGCUGGAUCGUCGAUCCUCACCACCAAAACUUCAACGUAUUGCAGAUCAUAGUAGCAUCGUGAGGUCCAGGAUAGUGGAUGCAAAUUAACACAGUGUGAGUCCGCUACGGUUGGCAGGUUGACACUGCCAAAACACAGCUAAUCAUGGGUGCGCGGAAACGGGUACGAACCGCGGAAACAUGGGACCCGGAAGAAGAAUUUGAGGUAGAAAAAAUUGUUGAUGAAAAACUCGACCCCAAAGGAAAUGUAAUGCUUUAUCGAGUACGAUGGCUUAACUAUUCAUCGAGAAGUGAUACAUGGGAACCCCCCAGCAAUUUAGUUGGAUGUACAGCCGUUCUUCGCGAUUGGCAUAAGAAACAAAAACGGCCGCUACCAGCCGAACUGUUGACUCCGGAAGAACGCCAAAAUAUACCCAAGGUUGUGAAGAAGACAUCCUCUUCCCCUUCAGCACGCACAUCUCUUGGAAAUUCGACGCCCGUUGCAAGGACAUCCAAGGGAAAACAAGAUUCACGUGGCACUUCUUCUCGCCGUAGUUCAACAAACAAACACAAGCAGAAAUCGAAACGCGGACAUGAUACAAACGAUGACCAGGAAGAUUUAUACUCCUUUUUUGGUUCAACCAAACGUCCUCGGAAAACUAGUGCUGAAGCAACGGAAAUCAUUGAAAUCGAUGUCGAGGAUGAUAAUGCACCCGACACUGAAAUCCCUAAAGCAGAUGACGAAAACACUAAAGAGGAUUUGAUUGUAAAACCUCCUUCUCCUUUACAAAAGCAAUUCAUCAUAUACCCAGUAUCCCGUCCGCCUACACGAGAUGCGUACGCUCACUUUUCAAACUAUGAAAAACGAGAACUAUUUCGAGAUCGCCUCCGUCAACUUAGAGGUCCUGAAAUUACCUUAGUGAAUGAGGUCGAUGACGAACCAUGCCCGUCUCUUGACUUUCAGUUUAUCUCUGAAUACCGAUUAACAGAAGGCGUUAUUCCUCCAGACCCUAAUUUUCAGUCAGGCUGUAAUUGUCCUUCGGAGGGCUGCAACCUUCUAGAGCCAAACUCGUGCCAAUGUUUAGAAGACAUGGAUGACCCGCGAAGUUUUGCAUAUGACGAACAUGGCCGGUUACGGCCAGACUCUGGUAAUGUAAUAUAUGAGUGCAAUGACUUUUGUUCUUGUUCUAUGGACUGUCCAAACAGGGUUGUUCAGCGAGGUCGUGUACUUCCAUUGGAAGUUUUUAAAACGAAAGAUAAGGGCUGGGGAGUUCGAACGAUUCGAACGGUGAAGGCUGGAACAUUUGUUACUUGUUAUUUAGGUGAGGUUAUCUCUUCCCAUGAAGCAGCAGAACGUGAUAAAAAUUACGAGAAAGACGGUAUUACAUACUUGUUCGAUCUUGACAUGUUUGAUGAUGCGAGCGAAUACACGGUUGAUGCGCAACGCUAUGGUGAUGUUUCUCGUUUUUUCAAUCAUUCCUGUUCACCAAAUUUGGCUAUCUACUCUGUGGUUCGGAAUCGAGGUGUGCGAACAAUUUAUGAUCUGGCCAUGUUCUCCAUAAAAGAUAUCAAUCCUAUGGAAGAAUUGACUUUUGAUUAUGCUGGUAUUCGUGAACAGGUGUCACCUGUGCCAAAGGAACCAAAACAACCUAUUCGCCAUGGAAAGGCAUAUCGGAAAUGCAGAUGCGGUGCACCAAAUUGUAGAGGAUGGCUAUUCUCUUAGCCAUUGAACAAUCUUCAAUUUUUUGUCUCCUAACUACUUCCUGAUAACGUCGUUCUUUCCACUAAAAAACUGUCUUCUUGUAAUACAUAAGUCUAUUAUUCAAACAUUAUCAAAUUCGCCCGUUUCCUCCUCACAUACCUAACGUCUCUCGCCGCUUAUGAAGUCCUCUACGAAUACAGCAAUCCUCGUAGAAUUGAUAAAAAUAAAAAGCACUACUCAUUAACUAUUUAAUGUUACACAAUAAUGAAAGCCGGACAUCCUAUGAUACAAAAAGCGAAAUGCUUGUUAAAGUCGCUUGAAAGGCUGUGAUGAAAGCACGGAGAAGACAUUGCUCUUCCUAGAAUUGAAAAGGCGUUUUAAGCACAAGUGAAUCAUUCACCUUUGUUAUCCUCAGACACCACCGCGGCAGUGUCGACCGUGUUCUCCGAUUCCAAGUUCUUGUUUAAGACCUCUUCAGCGGGUGGAACGGCAACUUCAGAUGAAAUAGCGGGAUCAGCUUCCGCACUAGCGGGUUCCUCAGAUACCUCCUUGAACUCAUGCAGGCUGCUAGCAGCUGCAUCGUCAGAGUCAACUUGCGUCUCAACAGGAGCAGAAGUUUCAGUAGUAGUGACUGUCUCCACUUGCUUUACAUCUUCCUCCACGUUUUCGUCAGCCUUUGUCUCUGAAGGGAUAGGUUCGACAAUCUCCGAACCAACAGCAUCAGAAUUCUCAGCAGCCUCACCAGUGCCAGGUCCAGAAAUCUUUGAUACGGGCUCGGUAUUCACCGGAGUAAAAGAAGGUUGCUCUUCCUCAUCUACAUCAACGACAACGGGAGCUUCUUCGGUACCCAACUCGGCCGUGAUGUUGGCAUCGGCGGCAGCAGGUUCUGUCUCCGUUUCCGUAGCAGCCUUAGCCAAAGCAGCCUCUCGUUUCGCCGAGUAAUCAGGAGAGUUAUGGAAUCCAUGAUGAAGCGUUUCCGAUAGUCUUCUCAUAAGUGGGGAAGACAUCAAGCUGAACUUAUGCUUUGAGGGUGAAUCCGCAGAAUCAUUUGUCUUCUUGGGUGUUUUUUGCUUUUGCUUUUUAGGCGAGAAAAAAUGUUUCUUCUCCUUUGAAGUUGAAGCUGGCGCCGAUGCGGUAACUGGAGCUGAAGCCUCCUGUUCCUCUUCGGCAGGCUCUUCUGAAACACUUUUCAUUGGGCUGGGAGAACGACGGAAGAUGCCAGAAAGACGUGCACGCAAGUGAGGAGUGGAUGGUGAUGCCCCAGAAGGAACCUGUGCCGGUGGUUCCGCAUUGAGGGUUUCUGCCGCUGCAUUCUCAGUCUCAGGAACAUCCUCAUUUACAUUUUGAGGCGUGUCAUCAGUAACCUCGGGUUCUUGAACAAUAGGGACUGCUGGAGAGGCAUUUUCUUUCACUCCCUCUUCCGGUAUUGCGUCUUUCGUUGCACCAGAGGGCUUGAAAUGAACGAAUGAUUGUAAAAUUUCAAAGACAGAGUCACGCUUCCGUGGAUCCGGGGCCGCUGACUUGUCCACUGACUUGCCCUUUUCCUUUGAUUUGCUUCCAUCUUUCUUGCCAAAGAAGUACAAGAAAGAAUAAGCUGCAUUGGCACUUUCAGCCGAGUAUUUCUUCAACUUGGCAAAUGUGUCCUUAUAUGCUUCGCUGUUCUCCACAUCCACCCGAGCCUGUUUGUAACGUUGGACAUUCUCAAUAAUAUAUUUGACCCACUUGUCGCGCUCCGCAGGGCUGGGUGCCUCAAAGGUAGCGAUUUUGCCAGAUCCUGUGGCUAUAAUAAACUUUUGGUCAAAGCUGGGCUCAACAGCAACAACAUCAUACUGCGAAAUACGUUAGUUUCAAUGCGAAUUAGGUAAAGAAAUUCGUAGGUACCAAAGGAAUAAUUCCACUAGGGCUAUCGGAUGCAAGUUGAGACUUUGAAUAAAACAACAAUCCGUCUCCCGUUUGAGUUGCGUGAGCAAUUAAUUCAAGGUAAUAGUCACGAGAAGAGGGAGCAGGCGCUUCCUUCGGCUCCUCUACGCCUUCACCCUCUUCGUCGCCGUUUGAAGGGUUUGACUCGGUCGCUGUUUUAUCUGUUUCAGUCAAAGAACCAUAGAAUCGCUUUCGAUAAUAAUAGUUUAAGUUUUUAAGUUCAAAUUUUUUCGUCUGAACAUAAAAAAAC